AUGAGCGUGACCAGCAUUGUUGAGGAAGUUCAGGAGGAGCUUAGGGAGCCCCAAAACUCUCGCGAUGCUCGCGUCGAAGAGCUCUGGGCAAGCCUCGAGCCUGAUCAUACUGGCGAGCUUGACCUUAAGGGUUUGAGGAAGGGGCUUCGGAGGAUUGAUCACCCCAUGAAGAAUGCCGAUGACAUGCUGAAGCGUAUUAUGGAAGAGGUAGAUCAGGAUGGCGAUGGAAAGAUUCAAUACAACGAGUUCCGAAAAUUCGUUGAAAAUGCAGAGCGACAGCUUUUUGGCCUAUUUAAAUCAAUUGACAAGGACGGGAAUGGAAAGCUGGACAAGAACGAGCUUCAGACAGCUUUCAAGCACGCCGGACUCACACUAUCGAACCGCCGCCUUUCCGAGUUCUUUGACGAUAUGGAUAUCAACAACGAUGGUUAUGUCACUUUCGACGAAUGGCGAAACUUCCUCCUAUUUAUGCCACCUCACGAUCACGACUCUCAGCUUCAUGCCGUCCUUGACUUUUACUAUUCCGUGGUCAGCGUGACCCCAGAAGGAGACACACUUGUGAGCGAGGAAACAUUAGAGGGCUUAGGUACGGACGGCUUCCGCUCUCUUUUCAUCACCCUUUUCGGCUCUCUUCUUAGAGUCGCUUUCCCCUUCGAUCCUCCAAGACCUAUACCCGACCGGACAUCGACUUCCGCCAGCCAACCCGACCUCCCAAAACCGUAUGAAUCUGCGACCCAGACCGAGAACAUGGCUACCGCCGCCGCGGUAUCAUAUCCAGACUACGAUGAUUCAGCUACCGAGAUAUCGCAGGAGGUCGCAGAAACGCUAACACUACCCGUCGACGAUGGCACCCAUGAACCUAUUACUGGAGCUUCAACAACAGUGCACAAGAAGUUUAGACUAACACAAUUUAUACCUGAUCCAGGCUACUUUUUGGCUGGUGCCAUCGCCGGUGGAGUGUCGCGUACAGCUACUGCGCCUCUCGAUCGAUUGAAGGUUUAUCUGCUCGUAAACACAACGAUUCGUGCCGAGACAGCGGGUGCGGCGCUCAAGCAAGGUCGCCCUAUCGCUGCCCUGAAGAAUGCAACAAAGCCAUUUGGUGAUGCUGUUCGAGAUCUCGUUCGGUCAGGGGGAGUUCGAGGUCUCUUUGCUGGAAAUGGUCUCAACGUCAUCAAGAUUAUGCCGGAGACGGCUAUAAAAUUUGGUUCAUACGAAGCUGCAAAACGGGCCCUUGCCAAUUUCGAAGGUCAUGGGGAUCCCAAAAAGCUCAGUUCAUGGUCAAAGUUCGCCUCUGGUGGCUUUGCUGGCAUGAUUGCACAGGCUUCAGUAUAUCCUCUUGAUACUCUGAAAUUCCGCCUGCAGUGCGAAACCGUUAAGGACGGCCUGCAAGGAAUGGCUUUGGUUCGCCAAACAGCCGUCAAAAUGUUCGCAGAUGGCGGUGUACGGUCGUGCUAUCGAGGAUUAACAAUGGGACUUGUGGGCAUGUUUCCCUACAGUGCUAUCGAUAUGGGCACCUUCGAACUACUAAAAAAGUCCUACAAGUCCUACUAUGCUAAGCAGGAGAACCUCCACGAAGACGAUGUCAAGCUGGGAAACAUCGCUACUGGAAUCAUCGGAGCUUCCUCUGGAGCCUUUGGAGCUAGUGUUGUUUACCCCUUGAACGUGGUUCGGACACGACUCCAGACCCAAGGCACGGCCAUGCAUCCGGCAACAUACACUGGCAUCUGGGACGUGACGAAGAAGACGAUACAGCGAGAAGGCUACCGUGGCUUAUACAAGGGCCUUGCGCCCAACCUCUUGAAGGUCGCGCCCGCCCUAAGUAUCACUUGGGUGGUGUACGAGAACUCAAAGAGAAUUCUCGGAUUGAACUAG
Messenger RNA from Fusarium sp. VM40, 1872 nucleotides. The record is from the annotation of a GenBank genome assembly. NCBI's taxonomy places the organism in Eukaryota, Fungi, Ascomycota, Sordariomycetes, Hypocreales, Nectriaceae.